GAGUGGAGCUUUUCUUGAGAGUUGGUCAGUGGGAAGGACGAAAUCAGUGUGAAUAUCAUCUGUGAUGCAAUACUUUAUUUUCAGGUUACGUUUUCUGCACCACCAUGGACUUAAUUAAGAAGUUAGUUCUUUUUACACCAAUUUUAUCUUUGAUUUCAUAUAGUUUUUCCUUCUCUCUACGAAGCUUUUUAAGUUGAGGCGAGGAGAAACGGUCAAAUUUGACGAAUAGUGUUUCUUUUGGACAACAGAUUUCAAAACAGAAUUUCAGAUAGGAUGUAAUAUUAGAGAUAUUGUCAUUAAGUGAAUCAACAUUAAACAAAUCCCAUCUUGUGUCACUGAGCAUGUUUCUAAGAUGAUGUACGUUCUCAUUUGAGUAGCAUCUGUGAACAACUUUCUUAGACAAGUUUGAGAGGGCUUUACUGUGUAACUUUCCGUAAAUUUUGGGUAAGACUCGUACAAUACAAUGAUCAGAAUUGAAGAGUGGGGCUCUUUUACGAGCUUCGUAUAUUCCAGAAUCAUUUAUAAAUACUAAAUCAAGUGAAGUAUUUUGUCGAGUUGGGAAAUUAACAACAUUUUCAUGGCCCAGCAAUGUAAUAAAACUGCAGUCGCUGGAGUUGAAGUCGCCGGUCACUAUAGAUAAGGAGUUACCAAACGAAGCAGCAGCAAAAAUAGUGAAUUCAUCAGCGAAGAUAGAUAGUUCUGAGGGACUGCAACAAGGUGUGAUAUAGAUAUUUGUGACAAAAAUGGAGCUGUACUUAGGUAAGUGUUUAGGUCGACAUUUUACAGUUAUACAGUCAAUAUUGUCAUUUGAGAAUUUGAAGCAGACGUUGUUGGCAGUAGACCACUGAGAAUUAAUAAAAGUGGCAACACCACCACCUCUCUUCUUCUUCGAGCUGCAUCGGUCUUGUCUGUAGAUUGUGAACCCACUUAAGGAGACUAAAAUGUUGUCAUAUGAAUCAUGGAGCCAAGUCUCUUGAAGAGUGAUUACACCAGUAUUACAAUAUACAUUUGAGUAUAAUAGAGAAUGCAAGUAGUUAAUCUUGUUCGAUAAUGACCUGCAAUUUGUGCUCAUAAUCACAGGAACAGUCAUCUGAUGCAUUGGAGUACACUUUAAUGAUCUCUGCCAACCUCCAUGAUGCUUUUUCUUAACGUUAUUAUAUACUCGUAAAUCAACGGGGGUGAGUAUAUACGUGGUUUCGUGUUAUAUUUUCCGCGACUAAUUUGUUUUCGUCUUUCAUUGGCUAGAAUGGUGGCGGUCAAUUGUAGUUUGAAUUGUCCUUGGGUGCGUGCUGUCGGGUGCUGUAUUUGCGUGGUUGUGUUUGCGUCGUUUGCCAGCAUAUGUGAUUACUGCAAACGUGUAUUAGACUAUUGUAACGCUUUGUUUUUCUUUGUUUGUGCAUGUACUAGGCUUUAUUUGUCGUACAAUUCGUUGUUUGGUGUAUUGGUUGCUUGCGAUGUCAACGAACCGGUGGGUUCUUGUGUUUUUCUGUAAUUUAGGUUAUACGUGCGGUAUUUUCUUGAUGGUUAUCGAUCAUCCCUGUAUUUCAAUGUUGUGUUUUUACGAUUUAUCUUGGAAUAGUUGUGACAUAGAUGGAUCCUAAUUGAUAAUUUUAUUUUAGUCCGUUGCAGGUAGUCAAUUCGAGUGACAGGAGCACAGAUUUAAGUGGAAUUUUUGCUGAAUACAUACUUGGAAAGCGUUUCUUCAGCUGGGAUGAAUUUGAGAAGUCAUUAGCAGAAUUUCAAAAAUUAUCCUACACUCACUAUGUUCAUAAUUGCAGCAAAACGAUACAGGAUGACAGAUUUAAGUACGCUUAUGUUGGUUUUAAAUGCACGUUUGGAGUGAAUCGUACAAGACCUGGAUUGAAAUUGAAAAACAAGUCGUAAGAAGAAGUUUAAUAUGAUUUCAUGAAUAUUUCAGGUCUAAAUGUUGCAAUUGCUCGUCUUCAUUUCGCGUGAUUUCGCGUUAUAGUGAAUACAUAAUUGCUUCCCACAGUAUGGUGCAUAACCAUCCAUGCGGCAGGGUGUACAUGCAGAAUGACCCGUGGUAUAGACGACUAACAGCUGAAGAGAAAGAAAAUAUUGAACCACUUCUUCAGCAAUCCCACUCAUCCGAUGAAAUAAUAAUGCAUGUUAAGGAGAAGUACAACAAGGAUAUAACUCGCAUUGACGUUAAAAAUAUGAAAGCCGCAGUGAAUAAAGGUAACGUUGACGUACUUGUUACAUACUUAAGGUAUUUCGAGUCGUCGUGACAUUUUUGAAUUCCUAAAAUCCCGUGGGAAGUUAAUGGAGUAUUAUUCCGAUGGACCGAUCAGGAAUUCACUAACAAGAAUUUGUUUUGCAACUUAUGAGCAAAUGGAAUUGUAUAAACAGUUCCCUGAAGUUGUUGGUAUCGACUCGACGUAUAAUACAAAUAAGGGGAAGUAAGUUUACCAAUUCAUUAACCAACGUGCAGGUAUUCUUUGUUCCAAUUACUUGUGAUGGAUAAUUUUGGUCGUGGACGACCAGUUUUAUUUGCGUGGACUAGAAAAGAAUUCAAACGAGAUGUAGUUUGGAUAUUAGACUGUUUCCGGCAAAUAAUGGAAGACACCUCCAAAACAGAAUCCUUCAUUAUGGAUUGUGCGCAAGCUGAAAUAGCAGCCGUCAAGUUAACACACAGACAAGCGCACAUUGUUUUGUGUUCUUUCCAUGUUUGCCGAGCUUUAUGUUGGAAAACAAGAAAUCCCAUUGUGAAGAAUUAUUUAUGCCGUCUAGUGCAGUGUAAAAGGAGAUCAGAAGUUAUUAGCAGAUUGGAUGCUAAUGUCAGUCAAUAUCUACAACGUCGUUGGAUGCAUCGACGAGAAUUGUGGGCAGCCUGUUUCAGAGAUAACGUGCUGACUUUUGGGAACGAUACAAAUAAUCGUGUCGAGAGUUCCCACAAGCGGAUGAAACGGUUUUUGCAAAGAUCUGAUAGUCUGCAUAAAAGUAUGCUAAAGGUGUAUAAAUGGCAUAAACGAAGUUUUUCAAUAAUACAGCAGGAGGCGAAUAUUGCUCAGUCACGAUGCUUCACGUAUCCCCGUUCACAACGUCUAAUCCCAAUUAUACGGUUGCUGACGCCAUACGCCGCGAGGAAGGUAAUACGUGAAUACCAAUGGCGACGAUGGGCUAUUGUUGAGUUUGAAUCCUUUGAUUAUGUAUUCUUCAAAGAAAAUGGGAAUACAGUGCAGGUUGAUCUGAGUGCUUGCACCUGCACGUGCUUUACAUUUCAGACCUGUCGGUACCCCUGCCGACACUUGCUUUUGGUCCACUUCAGAAAGCCGUAUUUCACAGUUAACCAUGUGAUGCAUAAUUGUAAACAAUGGACGUGGUCACGCAACUUGUUCGCAUCUCAAAGUACGUCAGCAGUUAUCCCUCGAAAUCAAAGUGACAUAUACGAUACCAAAAAGAAGAUUAUCAUUGCGGGUAUGAACAGAAUUAAUGACAAAUUUGGAGAAGUGUUUGCCAAUACUUAUGCAGACGGAGUAAUCGCAGGAAUCAAUCGUGUUCUUAAUAUGUAAAUAAACUAAAUUUGUAUCAUAAUGAAAAUAAAAUUUUCAUGUAAAUUUUGUUGUCUUUCAAUUGGUGUGGUGUGGGGUGGUGUUGUGGGGGAG
Messenger RNA from Trichobilharzia regenti, 3626 nucleotides. The record is from the annotation of a GenBank genome assembly. NCBI's taxonomy places the organism in Eukaryota, Metazoa, Platyhelminthes, Trematoda, Strigeidida, Schistosomatidae.